AGGAACCGAUAGAAGACCUUAUUAUGAUAAUACAAAAGAUGUACAUCUUGCUGACCAAUAUUAUGAGAAGAAAUAUAAUGAUGAGGAAUAUACUUUAGAGGAAUAUUAUGAAGAAGACGAAUAUGAAGUCUAUCUUAACACUAAGUCUGGACCUUACCCAAAGAAUGCCAUGUCAAAAAAUAAACGAAGACCAGUAAAGUUUUAA
Messenger RNA from Funneliformis caledonium, 205 nucleotides. Lineage: Eukaryota; Fungi; Glomeromycota; Glomeromycetes; Glomerales; Glomeraceae. The record is from the annotation of a GenBank genome assembly.